GCAGAUGUCUGAGGUGCUUCCGGGUCAGUGUUCGCCGAGCUACGCUAGAUCACGGAGCCCCGGUGCCGUUUAGUCCGGUUCUCCCCUCUCCGGUUCUGUGGGCCCGGUUCAAGGCCGGUGAUGUGUGCGUCCACCGCUCUGCCGCCCUGCCUCGGCCUGCUGCUGCUCCUAUGGGCAGCUCCGCCUCCGGCCUCCGCCUGGGAUGCGGAUCUGGAGCUGCUGGACCUGGUGGAGGAGAUCCCGCAGACCUUCUACCAGUUCAUGUCCCUGGACCAGGACGCCUCUGCUGCAGAGGUGAAGAAAGCCUACCGUCGACUGUCUCUGACUCUGCAUCCAGAUAAAAACAAAGAUGAAAAUGCUGAGACUCAGUUCAGACAGCUGGUGGCCAUUUAUGAAGUUCUGAAGGACGAGGAGAGACGGCGCAGGUACGAUGACAUCCUGAUCAAUGGUCUCCCUGACUGGCGCCAGCCCGUCUACUACUACAGGCGUGUGAGGAAGAUGUCCAAUGCCGAGCUGUUCUUCCUCCUCUUCCUCAUCCUCACCGUCGGACACUACGCUGUCAUUUGGUCCAUCUACCUGGAGAAACAGCUGGAUGAGCUGCUGAGUAAGAAGAAAAAAGAGAAGAAGAAGAAGAUGAGCUCCAGACCUGCAGACGAGCUCCGAUGCAUCGGACAAGACCGGCCUGACAGAGUCCAGGAGCGCCCUCAGUGGCAGGACAUUCUCCCUCUAAAACUGAGCAUCUGGCUGUACCUGUCCAUCAAAAACCUGCCACAGACCAUCCAGGAGGCCAAGCAGUACUAUGAGGACUAUCAGCAGCUGAAACGGCAGCAGAGAGAAGAAGCUGAAGCUGAACAGGAAGCUGCCACAAGAGAGAAGAGGCCAAAGGUCAAGAAGCCCAAGGUGGAGUUCCCAGUUUACGAACCGUCAGCAGAGGACCUGAAGUACCGCAGUUACGACCAGACCACGUCCAUCGAGGACAUUGAAGACCAGAUGGACGACUGGCUGCAGAACCCCAAGACCAUCAAAAAGAAGGCUGCUGAUUGGUCAGAGGAGGAGCUCAGCUUCCUCAGCAGGUUGAUGGUUAAAUUCCCUGGAGGGACUCCGGGUCGCUGGGAGAAGAUUGCACAUGAACUAGGACGAUCAGUGAGCGAUGUGACGACUAAAGUGAAGCAGGUCAAAGACCAUGUGAUCCACUCCUCAGGUCUGGUGAAGCUGUCGGAGCUGAAGGGCCAUCCACUUCCUGUGAGGGCUCUUCCUUUUGACGAUGCCAUCAGUCAGAGGGGCGUGGCUUUUGAAGAACAGGAGGAAGAGGAGGAGGAGGAGGAAGAGGAAGUGGCUCCAGUUAUCAGGAAGAGGAACAGGAAGUCGACUGCCACGACCGACGGAGGUGAGGUUAGGGUCAGAGGUCGGCGGCAGAGAGACUUUGACCCCACUGCACCGCUUGAAGAUGAGAGGACAGAGCCUCAGGAAAGGGUGGAGCCGCAGAGUAGCAUCUGGACUCAGAACCAACAGAAGCUCCUGGAACUAGCUCUGCAACAGUUUCCAAGAGGAACCACAGAGCGCUGGGACCGGAUUGCCAAGGUGGUACCUGGGAAAACUAAGGAGGACUGUAUGAUUCGCUAUAAGAUGUUAGCGGAGCUCGUUCAGAAGAGGAAGCAGGCAAAGAGCUGAUUAAGGUGCUGACCUUUGACCCCUGACGCCUGGACAGUGACCCCUGGACAGGUGGACUGUCAGUAGUGUCCAGUGUCUGCGUAGGUCAACUCGCCCCUGAUUGGACUGGAUGAGUUUUGUUUUCAAUGUUUGUGUUUCACCUGUUCAGGUGUGUUUUUAUAACUAAUGUUGCGUUAAAGGGAGACCUGACCUCUGACCUCACAGCUUCAUGUGCCUUAGCUCUGUUUAGCAUGUUGUCAAUCACAUCUGUUCAACAGAUCAAUAAAACCUAUUUAUUA
Messenger RNA from Sphaeramia orbicularis (orbiculate cardinalfish), 1949 nucleotides. RefSeq names its product dnaJ homolog subfamily C member 1-like. The coding region runs from base 121 to 1671 and encodes 516 amino acids. The transcript is spliced from 12 exons. Gene Ontology annotation, cellular component: endomembrane system. The record is from RefSeq and is a predicted model, not a curated record. NCBI's taxonomy places the organism in Eukaryota, Metazoa, Chordata, Actinopteri, Kurtiformes, Apogonidae.